Messenger RNA from Zonotrichia albicollis (white-throated sparrow), 938 nucleotides. The record is from RefSeq and is a predicted model, not a curated record. NCBI's taxonomy places the organism in Eukaryota, Metazoa, Chordata, Aves, Passeriformes, Passerellidae.
GAAGCUCUCGGGCAAGGCGGGCAUUGAUGAGGUGAUGGCAGCUGCGGUGCUCACCAGCCUCUCCGCCAGCCCCCUGGUGCUCGGGCACCCACCGGCCACUCAUGCCACAGAGCCUGGCAGCGAGGUCUGGAAGGAGGCUCCUGCCAUGUCCUCCAGCUGCAGCAGCAGCAGCAAUGCCAGCGGGGACUGGAGCUGGGACCCCUCCAGCGACCGAUCCACCCCCUCCACCCCCUCACCCCCCCUCUCCAGCCACGUCCCCAGCACCUUCCUGCCUGGCCCACUCCCCGAUGAGGGCCCUGAUGAGCCCGACGGCACCCACUUUGUCUUUGGAGAGCCCACCCCACGGAAGAGGAAGAACUCCACCAAGGUGAUGUUCAAGUGCUUGUGGAAGAGCUGCGGCAAAGUCCUCAGCAGCUCCUCUGGGAUGCAGAAGCACAUCCGAACCAUGCACCUUGGCCGGAAAGCCGACCUGGAGCAGAGCGAUGGUGAGGAGGAUUUCUACUACACAGAGCUGGACGUGGACAUGGAGGCGCUGACGGAUGGGCUCUCCAGCCUCACCCCGGUGUCUCCCACCUCCUCGGUGCCCCCCACCUUCCCUGGCCCCGAGGCUCCUCUGCCACCAGCCCUGCCCAUCCUGGAGCUGGCCCUGGCCUCCCCCUGCAGCCCCCCGGGGCCCCCUGGCCGCUGCCACGUCCACACCGACCACGCGUACCAGGCCCCCCCCUCGCCCCCCCCAGGGGGGUUUUUACUCUUUGUAAUGUCAUUUCUCUCUCUCGUUUUGGGGAGCCCCCGCCGGGGCCAUGCCCCGGGAAGUGCCUGCAGGAAUGCGCCCAUUUGCACUAAGCCAAACUGCACAAAGAGGGGUCUUUUUUGUUUUCCUUUACUUUUUUUUUUCCUUCGUGUGGUUUUUAUUUUUUAAAUAAAAUAUAUGAAAAUUC